CUCCCAUAGCUACGGCGGGCGGCGGCGGCCAUCUUGGCGGCGGCGGGGCGAUGAGCGGCUCGAAGGCGCGGGCGGCGGCAGCGGCGGGGCCGGAGAAGAAGCCGCCGCCGGGGAGCGGGGGAGCGCUCAGCCGCCUGCGGGGGCGGCGCGGAUCGGCCGAUGCGGCGCCGCGGCCGCCGUGGACAGAGUCCGACCUGCUGGCGCUGGAGACCGUCCGGCCCGAGCACGUCCUGGGGCUGUGCCGGGUGACGGAGAAUUAUUUAUGCAAACCUGAGGACAACAUAUACAAUAUUGACUUCACCAGGUUUAAGAUCCGGGAUCUUGAAACUGGAACAGUGCUGUUUGAAAUUGCAAAGCCCUCUGCUUCAGAGCAAGAUGAAGAGGACGAAGAUGACAGCAGUGAACUGGACGCUAGUGCAGGCCGCUUUGUUCGUUACCAGUUCACCCCAGCAUUCCUCCGCCUUCGAACUGUUGGUGCAACAGUGGAAUUCACAGUGGGAGAAAAGCCAGUAUCAAACUUUCGAAUGAUUGAGAGACAUUACUUCCGAGAUCGCUUGCUGAAGAACUUUGACUUUGAUUUUGGCUUCUGCAUCCCGAGUAGCAGGAACACGUGUGAACACAUUUACGAAUUCCCUCAGCUGUCAGAGGACCUUAUCCGUCUGAUGGUUGAAAAUCCAUACGAGACCCGCUCAGACAGCUUUUACUUUGUGGACAACAAGUUGAUUAUGCACAACAAGGCCGACUAUGCUUACAACGGAGGACAGUAAUUAUUCUGUGUCUGCUGGAUGCUGUGCUGCCGUUAACCGUUCCAGAUGUACAGAAGAGAACUGGAGUUGCUGUCUCGUGCAACAGGACUUCUUGCCAAACCUUUUCGCCUUGCGUGAGGCUGAAAACAUUGAAGCAAAGACGACAGCUCAUGAAAGUAAAGGAAGUCUCCCUGCGACACUUUUUUAUCUGACACUCAGCAUAUCCUGCCUCUCAGUCACUAUUUCUGGUUACUUUCUGGUGCCUGGGUUAGAUCAUGGAUCAGAGAUACUGUUAGAAAGUUCUUGCUGUUACAGCCUUUAGAGUUGGGCUGCACCGUUAGUGUUUCUGAUGUUCCACCUAUUGGCUGACUGCCCUCUUUAAAGAGGUCGGGUUGUUUGGGUGAGCUAUUUCUUAGGAAAUUUCCCCCUUCAAGUAGCCAGUGACACCUGUAGAGCAGGUCUCUUCUUAGUUGCAUAGAUCAUUACUUUAGUGCACAGUGGUUUAGUUCGUAGCAUGACUGACAUUGCUUUUUAGGGUACAUCCCAAUAUUCUCCAGUGGGAAGUAUAAAAUAAGAGACUAAUUCAGCUUCUAAGCAGUGCAGGAAUCUUCCUUCUGGCUCCAGGGCCUGAGCUGCCCCUGAGAACAGCCUGAUCUGAGUCUUGCCAGGGAUGUCUCUAGAGAUAUGAGAUUGGGGGAAAAGGGGCUUUAUCUAGGUUGGUCAUUGAGUCAGUCUAACAGCAUUUCUAUUUGAGCUUUUGUGAACAAGCUGUUGAAUUUUGGAGCUCAUGGGUCACCUUUAGAGCUGAAGUUAAUCUUACUGUGCUUACCGUUUCUCCUGCUUCCCUUUGUGUAGGAACUUUGGCUCGUGCUGCAGAAUUGUUGCCUUUUAGAUCGACAGUACAUUGUCAGUCCAGCUGGGGUGGAGGGGAGUCAUCACUACAGUGGGGCUUAGAGUGAAAAAGGAGAAUGUGGAAAAUCACUUGAAAAAUGCGUAGGAAGCAGAGCUUCCUGGGCUUCAAUCUGUCCUUUUAAAGCCAAAUGAUCUGUCAGAGGUGCUGGAAGGAGAGACAGUGGUGUUACCAGCUCGUUUGCUUUGUUUCAGUUGAGGUAUUAGUAGCUAAAAGCUUCCCAGGUCAGAUCACUCAGUGUUAUGGAGUGGGAUUCCCACAGAGGCAGUAUUGGCGUGGUUCUCUUGUUAAAUGAGCUGCCAUCCCUGCGUGGCCUACUUAGCUGUUUAUUUAUGAUUUAGGAAGUUACUGCCUGAGCAGCGGGUGUGUUUCCUGGUUGCGUUUGGGAUCUGGCGAUAGGAAGCAGCAUCACGCAGUGGGAAAAGCAGACCUGUGUCUUCCCAGCAGCCGUGCUGGGCCCCAGCUCCUCACCAUGCAAUAGCUCAGCUAACAAAACUGUUUUCUACCUGUUUUGCUGGCUCUCAAGACUGGUGGGUUUUUUGUCCCCUCACUGGGCUGGUCAGUCGAGUCUCUUGUACAUGGGCGUCGGGUUGUGUCCAGAGGAGAGAUGUUUGCUAGUAUUACUUCCACAUGUUCCUUGAACAGUUGAAACCCAAGUCCUUGGCUAAUACAGUUGUUACUUGUGUUAAGUAAGAUUCGGUGUAGUUUGUAUUUUAGCAGGAUUCAGUGCAGUGGGCAUCGCAGCCUGGAGCCUGUUAAUGCAGACAGCAAUAGGAAACCACGGUCUUCACCUCGCAGAUUAACGAUGUUAACUUUGGUGUGGAAGAUCAGCUGGCAUCAGAGUGAGCAGUGAGAGUGAGUGGGGUGGCAGCCACCAAAGAAUCUCCAGCUCUUGGGAAGAUGUUUAAUUAUGAUUAACCACAACAAAUGACCUGUUCUGGGUGGAGCAUUAAUCAUGAGCAACCACAACAAAUGUCUUGGGAAUGCGGAGGAGCAAGGUCUGCAUGGUUGAAAGAUGAAGAAGGAUUCUGCUACCACCAGUCCCCUCCAGCGUCUCCAAAGGCGCUUAGCAAUGUUGUUUAGUUAUUUGAGAAUUAGUUAAAGCUGCUUCUAAGGUGGAGCUUGAGGUGCCCCUUGCAGUGAUUGUCUCGGAAGGCCUCAUGCUGUGCCGGUGAGGUGGGAAGCAUUUGUUUUCAUGGAAGAACAGGUAGUUACGUGUGACGAGGCAGAACUGCCUGGAAUCACGUUUCAUCCUCAAGUGUUCUGAGAUGCUCAGGAUAGUGUCUGAAGAGCCUGCUAGUUAUUCCCUGCGAAAGUUUAGCAUAUUGAGCUGAAUUUCUAUGUAGUAUAAAUCCAGGUGCCUUUGAAUGUUAGUUUUAUCAAUUUUUUUUUGUAUGAAGCAACCUCUUGCUUUGCUUAUGAGUGUGAUGAUUCCCAUCUGUUUUCUAUGUCACUGCGUAAUGGUUCUUGAAAGGAAGACUGACAGUUGCCAGAGUGAGCAGCAGAAGUUACGGCCAAAUACCAACUUGUAUGAGCCAUUCAUAGCAGCCAGCGUGCUGCUCUGCUCCGUCCCACUGUGAUUUGUAGGGGUGUGGGUGCCAUCUAGCCACUGCUUUGUGGAAUGCCACUGACAGGAGAGCUCUGCUAAAUGUAGAUGAGACAUUUGAUGCUUAUAGGAAGGUGGAUUCCUGUCUUUAGUCAUUACUCCUGCCAGUAGUGAUGAGAAAAAAAGCAUUGAAGCGGUUGCUUUCCCACUGGUGGAUGAAUCCGCUAUUCAGCAAUAAAAAAAGGAGAACUAGAGGAAAAUGGGAAGAAGUGCAGGCAGCAGUAGCAUGCCUCAGUUUCUAGAUGGAUUUGUUUGCUUUGUCAAAUUAGGUGGUCUUUGCCCGAAAAGCAUGCUGCAGAAGUCCCUACAAGAGGGCAACCCAGCACUGAAAAAGCUGAUUAUAAUCUAAAAAGUCAGGGAUUUCCAAACUCCUCUCCCCACUUUGACUGCUUCCCUAAGGUUCCUUUUCUCUUAGGUGCUUUCUGUGAAGUGUCUUCUCUUUGGGACAGGGAUGAUGUCUUUGGUCAACACGGUUUAACAGAUUGUGUGCUCUGAUGCUUUAAUGAGGGGUCAAAGCUACUCAUGCCGGUGAGCUAGGAAGAAAUUCCAGUGGGGUCUCAUCCUUGUCAGGUGGAUGGUGCUGAACGCAAGGGAGGUAUUUUCAGUGUCAGUUAAUGUGUGAGCAAGGGAAAAGGUUUCUGUGGAGACAGCUUCUCUCAGGUCCUGUGCUGAGGUGGAAAGAGAAAAGCGUUGGGAUCAUACUGUGUUCUGCAAUAACAAAACAAGGGACCAAAUCCGGAAACUCAUGCUAAAUUUUUCCAGUAUUUGUCCUCUUAGCACCAGGACCUCUUUUUCACAUUUUUGAGGCAACUGCUUUGGAUCCAUGGCAGAAAGCUUCCUGGACAGCUGUUGUCAUGAUUGAGGAAUAUGUAUUGCACCUUGUUGAAGGAAGGACGUUUUAUUGUAUGGACUGGGUACCGCUGUCCUCUGGUUUUGGUAGGAAGUGUCUUCCUUUGUGUGUUUUCCUCAGGAUUUUCAAUGCCUCUUACUGCAGAGAAGUAGCAGCUUGAGGUUGCUUGAGGAUGUUUAUUCUGCUUGUCUGAGAGUCCAGGAAGAAUAAAACAAGUGUUUAGAAGGGAGAAAUGACCAAGGAAGGUGGUGGUGAAGCAGUAAGGUCCAAACGUAGUAACUCCUCAGCAAUGUGUUUCAUGAUGUCCCAUGUGCUUUCUGCCCUGCUGUCCUGUCACAUCAAGCCACCGAGCCUUGUGCUACCCCACAGCGUGGCCCAGUAUCAGGUGUAAUCCUGGGGCGUGAACGUGGCCGUGUCCCCCAGCUUUGUGAUGGGGACGGGGCUGAGGGACAGCUGCCUGGCAGAGCCAUCGCCUCUUCUCUGCAGCAAAGGGAAAAACGAACACCAGCAACCGCCACCCCUGCCUGCGUGGAUCUCCGUGCUGUUACAGGACAUGUAUUUGUAUCUCUCACAGUGUGGCCUUGGGGCCGCUGUCCCCUCCGGCCGCUCCUCCCGUGGCCCUUCCUGGCAGCAGCUGCGCUGCCCGCGUCCCUUCAGUCCCAGGGCGCCGGCUCCCUGUGUGUGCUGCCGGCGGCGCCCCCUCCCUCGGCGGCGCGGUGCCCGGCUGCCCGUGGGUUUGUAUAAACGUGACUUUGUCACCAGCAAUAGAAUAAAAACUCCCGUUUUCGCA
This is a messenger RNA of Columba livia (rock pigeon), 4902 nucleotides long. RefSeq names its product unc-119 lipid binding chaperone B (gene UNC119B). Gene Ontology annotation, cellular component: cilium. The coding region runs from base 51 to 767 and encodes 238 amino acids. Gene Ontology annotation, biological process: cilium assembly; lipoprotein transport; nervous system development. The record is from RefSeq and is a predicted model, not a curated record. The transcript has 5 exons. Gene Ontology annotation, molecular function: lipid binding. NCBI's taxonomy places the organism in Eukaryota, Metazoa, Chordata, Aves, Columbiformes, Columbidae.